Paramecium tetraurelia is the source of this 1143-nucleotide messenger RNA. RefSeq lists its product as uncharacterized. Gene Ontology annotation, biological process: mitotic cell cycle phase transition; regulation of cyclin-dependent protein serine/threonine kinase activity. The transcript is spliced from 4 exons. The record is from RefSeq and is a predicted model, not a curated record. NCBI's taxonomy places the organism in Eukaryota, Ciliophora, Oligohymenophorea, Peniculida, Parameciidae. Gene Ontology annotation, molecular function: cyclin-dependent protein serine/threonine kinase regulator activity. Gene Ontology annotation, cellular component: cyclin-dependent protein kinase holoenzyme complex; centrosome; cytoplasm.
AUGAAGCAACCACUACAAAGUCGAUUAAUAAUCCAGGAUGCAAGAAGAAAAAGUUUAAGUGCUAUAGCUUUUCUAGACCCAUCGCCAAAGUAAAUCACUAUAAGGAAGGCACCUAUAGAAGCAUUCAAAAAUAAGGAAAAUAUUAAUAUAAAUGAAACAUAAAAGAACAAAACUCCUCAAAAUGCUAAUAUAGAAGAUAUUAGAAGAUAAAUUAACUAACCUAUUAAGAGAACAACUCAAUAAUAAAAAACCAAAUAAAAAACCAAAUAAACAUUGUCUGUGAAGAAUAAAUACAAAUCAAUGAUAACCAAGUUAUUGUACUAAAAGGAAUAAGAAUAUCGGAUAAAUCCAUUAUUUUUUGAUCAUCAAACAAGCACAACACCAAUUAUGAGAUCCAUCUUAUUUGAUUGGAUUAGUGAAGUUUGCAAAGAAUUCACUUUAAAAAGAGAGACCUUUCCUCUUUGCGUUCACAAUUUAGACAGAUAUAUUUCAAAAAUUAAAAUCUCUAAAUAAGAACUAUAAUUACUAGGUUUAGCAAGUCUAUCUAUUGCAUGUAAAACAGAAGAAAUCUAUCCUCCAAAAAUUAAUGAUUUCUCUUAAGCCAAAAGAAUAACAUAUGCUCACUUAACAAAAAUGGUUGAUAAAUCCUCCUACACUUUACCUUUGGAUUUAUCUCAAUUGGACAUCUAUUAUCCUUAACCAAAACUGUAGAUUAAAUAACCUACACAAAAUUCGUACACAUUAUUUCGACAUUAUAUAACCUUGCUUGAUUGUGCAAUCUUAGAUAUUAAAUUAUAUUAAUUUUCAAAUAGAGAGAUUGUUGCAUCUCUUCUUUAUUUGGUUUUACUGAAAUAAUUUAGUGGAAGCACUUAUUAAAGAAUAGUUGAAAAUAAACUCUAAGAAAGAGAUCUUUUAGAUUUUCAACAUAUUUAUACACCGUUUAUUGAAUUAGUUUUUGGAUUCUAAUUAACUUAAUUGGCCAAAUGCAUCAAAUACUUAACCAAACUUUUGACACUUGAUAUUAUUGUUGAUUAGCAUGGAUAAUUCAAAGUUAAUGCAGAAAGGGAAUUCGAAGAAGCUUAUGAGAAUUUUUUAUCAAUUUAAACACACAAUCCAGCUAAUCUUUAAUUCAUUAGAUAAUGA